AUGCCUGAGAAUCUGAGAGUCGACAUGUUUCAUUUUUCCAUCGAAGAGGAGAUGACGAUAGCGAGGGAGCCUCGCAGCUCCUCCAGGAAACAUCGCUCAGGGAAAAAGCCCAAGUCGAGCGGCGGCCGAGAGCCACAUGCAAUGAUAUCCCACACCAACUCGACCUUGGACGAUUUAAUGAGCAAUAUUCAUCUCGACGAGCGCAUUCAGGAUGGCCCAUAUUCCUCGGCCGACCUAUACGACCUCGGUACUGCGGCUUCCUCCACCCAGCAGUCUGGAUUCACCCUGAGGGAUUCCAGCGAGGACUGGCCGCCUUCUACAGGAUAUGACCCUGCCUCGGGCUGGCCGCCUUCUACAGGAUAUGACCCUGCUUCGGGGUCCGGCUGGUCACAUGGUGCUUCUGCUCAACUCCAAUCCCAGGACGAAGAGGAAAACUGGUCAGAUCAGAAGCAAGCUCACAAGCCCCUCUCAACGAAGUCCAAAAAGGGCUCCUUGGGACCGCAUUCGUCCUCGGUUCGGCAGCGUGGAACGGCGCGCAACUCAGGUUUUCUGGCGGAAGAGCCUGCGCUAGAGGAAUAUACUGCUCGUUGGGAGCAGGAUGGCUACGAAUCUCGUACUCCACAACUGUCUCGGGAUGGGAAAACCCGAUCAGGUCGGCAACCGGCCCACAAGAACCACUCGACCACAUCCAGAAGCAAUCGCAAAGAGCUGCAUUCGUCGUCGGUUAAGCAGCCCAAAACGGCACGUUACUCGGACACGCCCUUGGAAGCGAGCACCCCAUACCCAUACUAUGACCCUGACUACCCUGACUACCCUGACUCUGCACAUGAUACGGGAACACUCGGUCCGGGUGUCGAAAAUGAACGGCCUUCCGAUCCACCGCGGCCCCCACGUCUUGAUCCGCCAGCAUAG
Messenger RNA from Phialemonium atrogriseum, 912 nucleotides. RefSeq lists its product as uncharacterized. The record is from RefSeq and is a predicted model, not a curated record. The coding region runs from base 1 to 912 and encodes 303 amino acids. Lineage: Eukaryota; Fungi; Ascomycota; Sordariomycetes; Cephalothecales; Cephalothecaceae. The transcript has a single exon.